CACAGGCUCAUGCUGGUCAGUGAACAUGACAGAUUAGAGGUUUGCUUUCUUAUUUCAUAAUGACUGCAUUAACAUCGGUUUUUUUAUGCAGAGAGCCAGAGAGAGACAUGGACGUGCACGUGGCUUAUCUUCUGUUGGCCUUCUUGGCGUCCAUCCUUACAUAUAUAGAGGGACCUUUUAAAGCAGGUUAUUAAAUUGGCUCACCUGCUUCCUUUCCAGCCAACGUACUGUCUGUCACCACUUCAAUUCCUCCUCCACCUCCACCAUCACCAUUCUCAUUGCAUCACUUCCCAUGCUUCUCUCCCUGCUCUCCUAAAUUUCAUUUCUUUACUCAGCCCCAGAAAAGUAAAACCCCCACCUCCGCCAUCACCUAAACUAAAGGGUUUUACUUUUAUUUUUCCAUGUUUUUGUGUGCUAAUGUUUUCACAAUUGACGACCUUUCUUCAAAUUCAGUGAUACCUGAAGCCAGUUGAAAAAUGCUGCUUCUUGGUGAUGAUUGUGAUUUUGUGUUUCUUACCAUGAAAAUUCCAAGAAUCGGUUCUAGUAAAGCAGCAAGGCGGCCGCCUAAAGUCUCUUUCAAUUCGAUCUAGCAUCGAUAAUGCCAAACGGAUAGAUCCAUUAAUCAACAUUUUGUACAGUGAGCAUGAGAAGAUUUUAUCAACUUUGUGUCUCUCAUGCUCUUUUGCUCUUGAUUUCUUGCUUUCUUGGAUUAAUUUAUACUGUUGCACCGGCUACGGAGGGGGAGAUCUUGCUGCAAUUCAAGGCAAACAUCACCAUUGACCCCUACAAUAGCUUGGCUACAUGGGUUCCAAAUGGCAAUCCUUGCGACUACAGUGGUGUGUUCUGCAAUUCGCUGGGAUUUGUAGAGAGAAUUGUUUUAUGGAAGACCAACCUAUCUGGGACUUUGUCACCUUCAUUAUCAGGUUUGAGAUCUUUGAGAAUUUUGACAUUGUUUGGCAAUCGAUUUACGGGUGAUAUCCCACAAGAAUAUGCUGAGUUAAGCACAUUGUGGAAGAUAAAUUUGAGUUCUAAUGCCUUGUCUGGGUCAAUCCCAGAAUUCAUCGGUGAUUUGCCAAGUAUUAGGUUUCUUGAUUUGUCAAGGAAUGGUUAUAGUGGAGAGAUUCCACCGGCUUUGUUCAAGUUUUGUUACAAGACCAAGUUUGUUUCUCUUUCUCAUAACAGUCUUUCUGGUCCAAUUCCGGUUUCGAUCGUGAAUUGUACUAAGCUUGAAGGGUUUGAUUUCUCUUUCAACAGUCUCAGUGGUGAAUUGCCUUCUCAAAUUUGUGAUAUUCCUGUGUUGAAAUAUGUGUCUUUGAGUAGCAAUAUGUUAACAGGGAGUGUGCAGGAGGAGAUUUCAAGAUGCCAGGGAUUGAGUUUUUUGGAUCUUAGCAGCAAUAUGUUUGCCGGAUUGACGCCAUUUGGGGUUCUUGGAUUCCAAAACAUGAGUUAUUUCAAUGUAUCGAAUAAUGGAUUUCAUGGAGAGAUUCCUGAGAUUGGAACCUGUAGCGAAAGACUGGAAAUCUUCGAUGCUUCGGGUAAUCAUUUGGAUGGAGAGAUCCCAUUGAGUAUUUCGAAAUGCAAAAUCCUUAAAGUUCUCAACUUGGGAUUUAACAGGCUAAAUGGGACUAUUCCAGUUGGGAUUGCUGAUCUGAAGAUGCUUUGGGUGCUUAAUUUGGGCAAUAAUUCGAUUGAUGGAACAAUCCCUGCAGGUUUUGGAGGCAUUGAGCUGCUUCUGGUCUUGGAUUUGCACAAUCUUCACCUUACAGGCGAAAUUCCUAGAGAUAUAAGCAAUUGCAAGUAUCUUCGUGAGCUGGAUCUAUCUGGUAAUGAUUUAGAUGGAGAAAUUCCCAAUACACUUUACAAUAUGACUUUCUUGGAAGUUCUUGACCUGCAUCGUAACCAACUCAAUGGUAGCAUACCUGAGACUGUAGGAAACCUGUCAAACCUCCUAGCUCUUGACCUCUCACAAAAUAACUUUUCUGGGUCAAUCCCAUCUUCCCUUGAAAAUUUGACAAACUUAACAAAUUUUAAUCUGUCCUCCAACAGCCUUUCUGGUCCCAUUCCUUCGAUACCAAAGAUCCAGGCGUUUGGUCCAUCUGCAUUCCUUAAUAAUUCUGGGCUUUGUGGUCCCCCUUUGGACAUUUCUUGCCUCGGCAAUGGCACAAAUCCAACAUCCAAGAAAAAAAAUGUGCUUAGCAACUCUGUAAUUGUGGCAAUUGUUGCUGCUGCAUUGAUCCUUACUGGUGUCUGUGUGGUAUCAAUCAUGAACAUUAGAGCACGAGGUAGGAAAACGGAGGAUGAAACAAUGGUUGUUGAGAGCACACCAAUGGGUUCGACAGAUUCCACUGUUAUAAUUGGGAAGUUAGUUCUGUUCAGCAAGACUUUACCCUCGAAAUAUGAAGAUUGGGAAGCUGGUACCAAAGCUUUGCUUGACAAGGAAUGCUUGAUUGGUAGUGGGUCAAUUGGAACAGUCUAUAGAACUAACUUUGAAGGUGGGAUCUCAAUUGCAGUGAAGAAGCUUGAGACUCUAGGUAGAAUCAGAAGCCAGGAUGAAUUUGAGCAAGAGAUUGGACGAUUAGGUAACCUUCCACAUCCGAAUUUGGUUGCUUUUCAAGGUUAUUACUGGUCUUCAACAAUGCAGCUAAUUUUAUAUGAAUUUUUUCCAAAUGGUAACCUAUAUGAUAAUCUACAUGGACUUGAUUAUCCAGGCACCAGUACUGGUGUUGGUAAUAGGGAAUUGUACUGGUCUAGGAGGUUUCAGAUUGCUCUUGGAACAGCCAGAGCGCUUUCUUUCCUUCACCAUGAUUGUAGGCCUCCAAUACUCCAUCUCAACAUCAAAUCUACUAACAUACUCUUAGAUGAAAAUUAUGAAGCCAAGUUGUCUGAUUAUGGGUUGGGGAAGCUGCUACCCAUUUUGGACAACUAUGGUUUAACCAAAUUCCAUAAUGCUGUAGGGUAUGUUGCACCAGAGUUAGCUCAAAGUCUAAGAUUGAGUGAGAAAUGUGACGUGUACAGCUUUGGAGUUAUUCUUUUGGAGCUGGUUACUGGGAGGAAACCAGUAGAGAGUCCAUCAGCAAAUGAGGUAGUUGUUUUGUGUGAAUAUGUUCGUAGUUUGUUGGGGACUGGCUCAGCUUCAGAUUGCUUUGAUAGAAAUUUACGAGGUUUUUCAGAGAAUGAGUUGAUUCAGGUUAUGAAAUUAGGAUUGAUUUGUACAUCUGAGGUUCCUUCAAGAAGACCAAGCAUGGCUGAGGCUGUUCAAGUCCUUGAGUCCAUAAGAUCCGGAGUGGAAUCAUCAUAGUCAGCAUCAAAGUGCUUUUGAGGGUUUUCUUGGGCCAUCUUGGGGUUCAAUUAACCAUGUCAAAUUAGCCUAGUGGGAAGGUUGUGUGAGUUAGCUGUGCAGAGACAAUGUUGUUGCAUAUUAGGGGGAAAAAUAGAAAAUCAUUCUUUUCUAUUCAUUUUUUGGAAUUAAUAUUAUUAAAUUGGUCAUGACAUUUGUAACAUUUUUCAAUAAAAUCAUUCAUUUAAUGUAUUUCACAUGCUGACUA
Messenger RNA from Hevea brasiliensis (rubber tree), 3545 nucleotides. Its product is annotated as probable LRR receptor-like serine/threonine-protein kinase At1g12460. The record is from RefSeq and is a predicted model, not a curated record. The transcript has 2 exons. Lineage: Eukaryota; Viridiplantae; Streptophyta; Magnoliopsida; Malpighiales; Euphorbiaceae. Gene Ontology annotation, biological process: protein phosphorylation. Gene Ontology annotation, cellular component: plasma membrane. Gene Ontology annotation, molecular function: protein binding; ATP binding; protein kinase activity. The coding region runs from base 644 to 3298 and encodes 884 amino acids.